Molecule: messenger RNA, 2088 nt
Organism: Tribolium madens (black flour beetle)
Lineage: Eukaryota; Metazoa; Arthropoda; Insecta; Coleoptera; Tenebrionidae
Gene: Adar
Product: double-stranded RNA-specific editase Adar
Exons: 5
Coding region: 159-1973 (604 amino acids)
Biological process (GO): adenosine to inosine editing; RNA processing
Cellular component (GO): nucleolus; cytoplasm
Molecular function (GO): double-stranded RNA binding; double-stranded RNA adenosine deaminase activity; tRNA-specific adenosine deaminase activity
Source: RefSeq, a predicted model, not a curated record
UUGUAUUGAUUUCAAUUCUGCAAUCACAUAGGUGGCGCUGUUACACUUUGAGGUUAUCUAUUAUCUAAAUUAUUUGUUGUUAUUCAACAAAACAAUGUGUUAAAUAACACCCAACGUUGUUAUUUUACGUUAAAAUCGAAUUUUAAUAUUUUGUGACCAUGGCCAACGAUCAUGAAAAACCUGGGGGCCCAGUUAAGAGGAGUGCUUCGAAGCCUGAAACAGGCGAGAUGGCCUCCCCCGAGCCUAAAAGAGUUAAAUUGGACCUUUCGUCAAUGAAGGACCAAAACCCGGUUUAUAUCUUAAACCAGUUAAGAAUGGGUUUGAAGUAUAAUUUUAUCGAACAGUGGGGUCCUAUGCACGCCCCCUCGUUUAAAGUCGCUGUUGAAGUUGACGGUCAGACCUACCACGGAGUUGGGGGUUCGAAAAAACUCGCCAAAUGUAAAGCGGCCGAAGAGGCUCUAAAAUCAUUCAUCCAGUUUCCUAAUAACACGAAUAUGGCUUAUGCUUCUGGUGGAAACGGCAUUAAUGUCGACUUUACGAGUGAUGCUUUCGAAGCUGAAGAAAAAGAAGUCCCAGCGAAAAAAGUUGCUAAAGGGCCGGUUAUGCUGUUGAAUGAACUUUAUUCUAAUGUGAUUUAUACUUGUGUGGAGAAUGAUGGGUGUGCUUAUGCCAGGUUUAAGAUUACAGCGACUAUUGGAGAAGAAAAAUUUAUUGGGACUGGUUCGAGUAAAAAACAAGCGAAAAAUGCAGCUGCUACAGCUGCUUUAGCGAAACUUAAUUUAAACACAAGUUUAAAUGGGAAUAAAAAAUCGAGCGUGCUUGUUGAAGAACAGGAAAAGGCCGAUUAUAUUGGAAGAUUAAUUCAAGAGAAAUUCGCAUCCCUCAUGCACAACGACCCCGUACACAUCAAACGCAAAGUUCUCUCGGGCAUAGUAAUGACCUGUUCCACAUCUCUCCGAAGAUCCGAAAUAAUUUCAGUGACCACCGGCACGAAAUGCGUUUCCGGCGAGCACAUCAGCAUGAACGGAUGUUCCCUUAAUGACAUGCAUGCGGAAAUCCUCUCGCGCCGUUGUCUCAUUACCUACUUCUACGACCAACUCGAUCUCAUCGCAAACUCCCAACCGGAAAAAUCGAUUUUCGUCCAACGGGAAGACGGCAAAGGCUACAAACUCAAAGACGGCAUUGAGUUCCACUUGUACAUUAACACCGCUCCUUGUGGGGACGCGCGCAUUUUCAGUCCCCAUGAGGAGAGCGAAGAGGUUGACAAACAUCCGAAUAGGUCCUCUCGGGGGCAACUCCGGACUAAAAUCGAGUCGGGCGAAGGGACAAUUCCGGUGAAAGCCAGUGGAAGUUUGAUACAGACUUGGGAUGGGAUUUUGCAAGGGGAGAGGUUGCUAACUAUGUCGUGUUCGGAUAAGAUUUGCCGGUGGAAUGUUGUGGGGGUGCAGGGGGCGCUUUUGUCUCAUUUCAUCGAACCGAUUUACCUGAAAUCGAUUGUCUUAGGUAGUUUGAUGCGAGAACCGCAUUUGUAUAGAGCCCUCUGUGGUAGAAUUGAGAACACGAUUCAAGGCCUACCACCCCCAUUUCGCCUAAACCGCCCCUCGAUGUUUCUACUGACGUCAAGUGAGACGCGACAGCCGAAAAAAGCGCCGAAUUUUGCAACGAUUUGGUCACAAGGUGACGCAAAACCAGAAAUUGUUAGUACGACUCUUGGUAAACCGGAAAAUGGGUUUUCGAAAUUAUGCAAAGUUGAGUUGAUGAAAAGAUUUAGCAGAUUAGUUGGGAAAAUUUCGAGUGUGACAGAGAUUGAGAAAAAUUUGCCGAGUCUAUAUUGUGACGUUAAAGACGCUGUUACUUCGUAUAAGGCCGCAAAAACGAACUUGUACGAAGCGUUCAUUAAGGCGGGGUUGGGAAAUUGGAUUUCCAAACCUAUGGAACAGGAUAUGUUUGAAUUAAGUAAAGAAAACGAGUAAUAAUAACUGAUUUUAUUUUACUUUUUACGAAUCUCUGUUAAGUUACAGAAAAAAUUAGGUUUUGUGACUUUAUAAGUCUUAUACAUUCUAUUUUAACAAUUAAAUUAACUUUCUC